Uranotaenia lowii is the source of this 1689-nucleotide messenger RNA. RefSeq names its product GDP-mannose 4,6 dehydratase (gene Gmd). Lineage: Eukaryota; Metazoa; Arthropoda; Insecta; Diptera; Culicidae. Gene Ontology annotation, molecular function: GDP-mannose 4,6-dehydratase activity. The record is from RefSeq and is a predicted model, not a curated record. The coding region runs from base 220 to 1338 and encodes 372 amino acids. Gene Ontology annotation, biological process: GDP-mannose metabolic process. The transcript has 3 exons.
AAACAAAACUUUCGCGCAAGCAUUCCGCAGUUCACAGAAGCAGUAAUACCACGUCAACUCCUCUUUUUUUCGUUUAACUCAAACGAUUAGUUACACAGAUUUCCGUGAUUAUUUCUAUCGGUCUCUCGUAUUUUGUUUAGGACAUUUUAUGAUCCUAAAUAUAUCGCUUAUAAAGGAAUUUAUAAAAUAAAUUUGAAGGUACAAUACAACAAAGGAGAGAUGUCUUCCCUUCACCAGAAUGCCGGUCAACCGGAGGGCAACAGCAGUUCACUGGAGGGGAACCACCGUAAGAUUGCAUUAAUCACCGGCAUAACGGGACAGGAUGGUUCCUAUUUGGCCGAGUUCCUGUUAGAGAAAGGCUAUGUAGUGCACGGAAUUAUUAGGCGUGCUAGCACAUUUAACACCUCACGCAUCGAGCAUCUCUAUGCCGAUCCCCAUACGCACAAAGAAGGAAAGAUGCACCUUCACUACGGGGACAUGACCGACAGUAGCUGCCUGGUGAAAAUAAUCGGUAGGGUGCGUCCGUCGGAAAUUUACAACCUGGCGGCCCAGAGCCACGUCAAGGUAUCGUUCGAUCUGAGCGAAUACACCGCCGAAGUGGAUGCCGUUGGCACGUUACGACUGCUGGAUGCCAUUCGGACGUGUGGCCUCGAGGGUAGCGUCCGGUUCUAUCAAGCCAGCACAUCGGAGCUGUACGGAAAGGUAGCCGAAAUACCGCAGAAUGAGAAAACUCCGUUCUAUCCGCGGUCACCAUAUGCCUGCGCUAAAAUGUACGGUUUUUGGAUUGUGAUAAACUACCGGGAGGCGUACAACAUGUUUGCAUGCAAUGGCAUUUUGUUUAACCACGAGUCACCGAGGCGGGGUGAGAAUUUCGUAACGCGCAAGAUCACUCGAUCGGUGGCUAAAAUUUCCCUGAAUCAGCUUGAAUGUUUGGAGCUCGGUAAUCUGGAUUCCAAACGUGAUUGGGGUCACGCAAAGGACUACGUGGAAGCAAUGUGGCUGAUGUUGCAGCAAGAGCGUCCGGAAGAUUUUGUCAUUGCCACCGGAGAGUGUCACUCGGUUCGAGAGUUUGUCGAGGAAUCUUUCAAAUACAUCGGCCGAGAAAUCGAGUGGCGAGGGAGUGAUGUCGAGGAGGUGGGCAUCGAGAAGGGAACGGAAAUCGUCAGGGUGCGCGUUAAUCCUAGGUUCUUCCGACCGACUGAGGUCGAUUUUCUGCUUGGCGAUGCCAGUAAAGCCAAGCAGCAGCUCGGUUGGAAGCCGAAGGUCACAUUCUUGCAGCUGGUCGCAGACAUGAUGGCCGCCGAUAUCGAACUGAUGAAAAGAAACCCUAGUGCAUAAGCUAGAGCUGACCCCCAAAGAGAUGUAGGUAGCUUUCUAAAUUUGUCUACACUAUAUGUAUGUUUUAUCUUAAAGUUUAUUUUUAUAUUCAAGUAUUUAACAUUCCUACCUUCACCUAGAAUUUCAAAAAAAUCAAACGUACAGACAAAGUAUUGUGAGGAACAUUUAUUAUAUUAGUUUCUAUAAAACAGAUAAUAUCAAACUCCUCAAACUAGGAAGUUUUCUUAAAAAUAAGUACGCGCUCCAGCGUUUUUGUGUGAUUAUUAUGAUUUCAAAACACCAUUGUUAUCGUUUUAUUUGCAACAUUGCAAUAAACAUUUAAAAAUAAACAUAAAAACAAAGACUACUAGA